Molecule: messenger RNA, 3383 nt
Organism: Cornus florida
Lineage: Eukaryota; Viridiplantae; Streptophyta; Magnoliopsida; Cornales; Cornaceae
Product: receptor-like protein EIX1
Exons: 1
Coding region: 8-3235 (1075 amino acids)
Molecular function (GO): protein binding
Source: RefSeq, a predicted model, not a curated record
CUUUCUCAUGCAUAACACAAAAACCUGUUGUGGGCUGAUCAUGGACAGAUCCAUGAGACGAGUAAACAUUCUUCUUCUUCUGUUUCUCACCCUAAUCAUAACUAUUGAUUUCAUCUCCUGCACUGAAAACUCUCAAAUGAGUUGUCUUGAAAGUGAGAGACAAGCUCUUUUGAGGUUCAAGCAGGAUCUUAUUGAUCCGUCAAACCUGCUCUCAUCUUGGGGUGGUGAAUGGGACUGCUGUAAAUGGACUGGAGUUGUCUGCGACAACUUAACUGGCAAUGUCAAGGGGCUCCAUCUUCGAAAUCCACUCGCGGGUUGCACGACAGAUGCCGAGUGUGAAGCUUAUGUGAGGUCCAGGUUGGGCGGUAAGGUAAACCCUUCCUUGCUCAACUUGAAGCAACUGAGUCACUUCGACCUAAGCAACAACGAUUUCGGGGGAGUUCCAAUUCCAAGCUUCAUUGGUUCCUUCAAGAGCUUAAGAUAUCUUAACCUCUCCUAUGCAGGAUUUGGGGGAGUAAUCCCUCAUCAACUCGGGAAACUCUCGAGUUUGAAAUAUCUUGAUCUUGCUGGAGAUUUCAAGGGUCUAAUUCCACAUCAACUGGGAAAUCUUUCAAGUUUGCGCUAUCUCAAACUUCGUGGUGGUUUUGUUGAGAAUCUCCAAUGGCUUUAUGGUCAUUCCUUGCUGCAGCACAUUGAUUUGAGUUAUGUCAACCUUACCAGAGCAUCUGAUUGGCUUCAGGUGACAAAUAUGCUCCCUUCUUUGGUAGAGUUAAGCUUGUCUGCUUGCGGUCUUGAUCACUUUCCUGCUCUACCUGUUGUUAAUUUUACUUCUCUUGCAACUCUUGACCUUUCCUUCAACUACUUUCAAUCUUCGAUCCCUGAUUGGUUGUUGAUUGGUCUCAAAGGCCUUGAUUCUCUCAAUCUUCAGUUCUGUGGUUUGCAUGGGCCGAUUCCGAGUGGUCUUGGAAACAUGACCCUUCUUAGAAAUCUUGUUCUGUCCUACAAUUUGUUCAAUUCUACCAUACCUGACUGGCUAUAUGAUUUCAGCCAUCUUGAAUACCUUGACUUGUCAUUCAGUGACUUGCAAGGUGUGAUCUCUAGUGCAAUAGGAAACCUUACUUCUCUCACUACCCUUGACUUCUCAUUUAAUAAGGUUGUGGGAAACUUGCCUAGAUCCUUCGGAAAUCUUUGCAACUUGAAAGAAAUCAUUUUGUCAGGUACCGAGAUUGGUGGCAAUGUAUCAGAAGUUUUCAAUAUCUUCUCCAAAUGCAUUUUAGAUGGACUAGAAACUCUUGAUUUAUCUAGAACUCAACUUUCUGGCCAUUUUCAUGAUGCCACUCGUCAACUUGGGCAAUCUAGAAAUCUGGAAGCCCUCUUUCUUUCUAGUUGUUUUGUUUUCGGUCACAUUCCAGUAUCUUUGGGAGAAUUGUUGACCUUGCAAUAUUUAGAUAUUUCUAAUAAUUCUCUUUCUGGUCACAUUCCAAUGUCUUUAGGAAGAUCAUCAUCCUUGAAAUAUUUAGAUCUUUCUGAUAAUAACUUGAGCGGACCUGUUCCUGAAACUCUUGGACAACUUGCAAACCUAGAAGUAUUCUGGAUGUCUCGAAAUUCAUUCCAAGGUUUUAUAUCUGAAGUUCACCUUGCCAACCUCACAAGACUAAGAGAAUUUGGCGGAGCUAAAAAUCAUUUGGUCUUGCAAGUGAGUUCAAUGUGGGUUCCUCAAUUUCAACUUGACAUGUUAGUAUUAACGUCAUGGCAAUUGGGGCCACAAUUUCCCCCAUGGCUUCAAUCACAAAAGAAUUUGGCAAUUCUAGAUAUAUCCAACACUGGGAUUUCAGGUGUCAUUCCUAGUUGGUUUUGGAACUUAUCUUCCAAGGUUUAUUUUUUAAAUCUCUCUCACAAUCAUUUCCACGGCGAGAUUGUAGGCAUGCCUCCAAUUUUUUCGAUUGCUACAGUAGUUGAUCUAGGUUCUAACAACUUUAGAGGUACACUACCCUAUAUAUCCUCUAGCGUCAUUACACUGGAUGUUUCUAACAAUUCAUUUUCAGGGUCUAUUUCCCAUUUCUUGUGUUACAAGAUGGAGCAACCAAAGGAAUUGGAACUUCUUAAUCUCGAGGGGAAUCUUUUAUCGGGAGAAAUUCCUGAUUGUUGGAUGAGCUGGUUUGGUCUUGAAUUCUUGAGUUUAAGAAAUAACAAUCUAACUGGUGAAAUUCCAAGCUCCAUGGGAUCUCUAAGUCACCUCAAAUCGUUGCAUUUGCGUAACAAUAGUCUUUUUGGAAAACUACCUUUGUCAUUACAUAACUGUACAGAGUUAACAGUUAUGGACUUUGGUGAGAAUAAAUUUUCAGGAAGCAUACCAGCAUGGAUUGGAGAACGACUUGUAAAUCUCAAGAUACUCAUCCUAAGGUCAAACAGGUUCCAUAGCAACAUUCCAAAAGAACUUUGUGCACUCUUUUCGCUUCAAAUCUUGGAUCUUGCAAAUAACAAUUUAUGGGGAAGCAUACCAAAAUGUUUCAAGAAUCUAAGUGCCAUGGGGGUAAAGCUAGACUCAAGUGACCAGAUGUUAUAUAGCUCUAAUGGUACCCUUGGAGAUUUUUUUAAAGGUUUUGUGGAGAAUGCACUCGUGGUGAUGAAAGGGAGAAUGCUUGGUUAUAGCACCAUUCUUCAAUUCGUAACGAGUAUGGAUCUUUCUGACAACAAUUUAUCAGGAGAGAUUCCUAAUGAAUUGACACACCUUCUCGGGCUCCGAUCGUUAAAUUUGUCUCGUAAUCUUUUGACAGGAAGGAUUCCUGAAAAUAUAGGUUCUAUGGGAUUAUUAGAGUCUAUUGAUUUCUCCGCCAACCAUUUGAGUGGUGAAAUCCCUCCAAGCAUGACAAGUUUGACAUUCUUAAGUCACUUGAACUUGUCCAAUAACAAUUUGACAGGAGAAAUACCAUUGAGCACUCAGCUCCAGAGUUUCAAUGCAUCUAGCUUUGUUGGCAAUAGUCUCUGUGGACCUCCACUUGUUCAGGGUUGUGGUGUAAAUGAUGUGAAACCUACAGUUAGAAACGAAGGCGGCAAUGAAGGCCAUGGAGUUGAAGUGGAUUGGUUUUAUGUGAGCAUGGCACUUGGUUUUGUUACGGGCUUUUGGGGCGUAUUUGGUCCUAUACUCUUCAAAAGGUCAUGGAGAUUUGUAUGCUUUGAGUUGAUGGAUAGAAUGUGGCAUAAAUUCUGUGGUAUUAUAGGCAUGUGUACAUAGAUUUAGUCUUUUUAAUUGAGUGGUGCUCAUCAUUCCCUUGUAGAACAAAGAUGUAUAUUUUUUUUAAUUUCUGUGGUAAGUAAUUUUAUUCUCUUCCAAAGUUGAUUAGAUUACUAAUAUUUAAAUAGUAUUUGCUUUCAUCCUUCCA